UCUUUCACUUCGCCGUGUCGCGAGGGUUUGCAUCGUAGCGAGGUAAGUGAAUUCCGGGGCGGCGCCGGCUAGAUCACGCGCACUGCUCGCGAGAUCUCUCGCGAGAGCAUCGAUUCGCGAUCGUCGGGAGGCAGCAAGAUUUAGGGAUGAGCGAGCUCUCAGGUAGAUUUGCUUGAGCUCGGGAACAAAAGAGUGAAAGAACAGCAAAGAAAAAGGAUAAUGCCGUCGGUCUGGGCGGAUUCGGUCGAGGCGGAGGCCGCGGCAAAUCCUCCUCCGCCUCCUCCGAUCGUAGCAAAUUCCGGUGGAUCGUCCGGAGCUCCAGGGCGGCCCAAUCGAUCCACCUAUGUUCCUCCACACUUGAGGAACCGGGGAGGACAAGGUGGUGGCGGCGGUGGUGGUGGUGGUGCCACCACCGUGACUCCAGAGCCAGCGCCACCGAUGAAACAGCAGCAGCAGCAGCAUCAGCAUCAGCAUCACAACGCUGCUAUGCCGCAGUCACCACACUUUCAUGGAGCUUCUCCGCGAUUUGGAUCAAACGCUCAGCACCAGCAGUACCAGCAUCACCCCCACCAAUACCAGCAGUAUGCCGGACCACCCCACCACGGCUAUGGCUACCACCAGCAGCAGUACCACAGCAAUCCUGGAACUCCUCGGUCGGGUGGUAACUGGGCUCCUCCAUCGCCAUCCUUUGCGAAAGGAUGGGAGAAUCCCGGGUACGCCAAUGGACGGAGCUGGGGUGGUGGUGGAGGUGGUCGAAGGGAUAGAGAAGUGAAUCCUUUUGCCGAGGAAGAGGCUAGCGAGGUCAUCUUCAACAACGAGAACACUGGCAUCAACUUCGACGCUUACGACGACAUCCCGGUGGAGGCCAGCGGCGAGAACAUACCUCCUGCGAUCACCAGCUUUGCGGACGUGGACCUGGGGCCGGUGCUCAACGAGAACAUCAGGAGGUGUAAGUUCGUCAAGCCGACGCCGGUGCAAAAGCAUGCCAUUCCAAUAUCUUUGCAUGGGAGGGAUUUGAUGGCUUGCGCACAGACAGGAUCGGGAAAGACCGCGGCUUUUUGCUUCCCGAUCAUUGCCGGGAUUCUCUGGAACUUCCCGCCGGGAUCUCGACAUGCUCGUGGAAGCAGGAAGGCGUUUCCGCUGGCUUUGAUACUGUCACCCACGCGUGAGCUAUCUAGUCAGAUUCACGAUGAAGCGAAGAAGUUUGCGUACCAAACAGGAGUGAAAGUGGUUGUCAUUUACGGGGGUACUUCGGUCCAGUCACAGUUGAAAGAGCUAGAAAGGGGGGUGGAUAUCCUGGUGGCAACUCCAGGUCGCCUGGACGACCUUAUGCAACGGGGCAGGAUUUCUCUGUCCUUGGUCCGGUAUCUGGCAUUGGACGAGGCAGACCGGAUGCUUGAUAUGGGUUUUGAGCCACAAAUCCGGAAGAUUGUGGAAAACACCGACAUGCCACCGCCCGGCCAACGUCAAACGAUGCUUUUCAGUGCUACAUUCCCACGCGAGAUCCAGAGACUCGCGGCUGACUUUCUCUACAAUUACAUUUUUCUUGCUGUGGGAAGGGUAGGCUCCAGCACUGACCUGAUCGUCCAGAGGGUCGAGUACGUCCACGACGUGGAUAAGCGGAGCAUGUUAAUGGACAUGAUACACGCUCAGAAACCAAACGGAUUGAAUGGACAGCUUCCGUUGAUACUAGUGUUUGUCGAAACAAAGCGAGGUGCUGAUUCUUUGGAGGACUGGUUGAUCCAGAUGGGAAUCUCCGCCACCACCAUUCAUGGAGAUCGGACUCAAGUGGAGCGUGAGCACGCGUUGCGGUCGUUUCGAACCGGGGUGACUCCGAUUCUAGUCGCCACCGACGUUGCGGCUCGCGGCCUCGACAUCCCUCACGUCGCCCACGUCAUAAACUACGAUCUCCCGAGCGACAUCGACGACUACGUCCACCGCAUUGGCCGGACAGGAAGAGCAGGCAAGAGUGGCUUUGCGACCGCGUUCUUCACCGACAAGGAUACGUCGCUGGCGAGGCCGCUGGUGGAUCUAAUGCAAGAGGCCAACCAGCAAGUCCCCGAGUGGCUGGCAAGUUGCGCUGCACACUCGAACUUUGGCAGGAGUCAUCGGUCGGGGUCGAGGUUUGGCGGCAGGGACUAUCGAAAGAAAGGUGGAAGAGGUGGUGGUGGUCAUGGUUACGGGCAUGGUCACGGCCACGGGUAUGGGGGUCACGGUGGACACGGUCAUGGUUACGGUGGUGGACAUCACGGGGCUUCUAGUGCCUGGGACGAGAGCUGAGAGACAGGAGAAGAAGGAUUAGAUUUUUGGUGCGCGCGGGACGGUAGCGUCAGUGGAGUGGAAGGUAGUGAAGCAGAACUAAUAUACGUUUUGAUCUCGGCAGCCAAAAGGUUUGAUUGAUAGGAGAAGAGGACGGCAAAAUAAUCUGGCAAAGUUGUGUGUAGACUGGAAAUGAAAGAGCUCUUUUUUCUUCGACGUCCUCUA
Molecule: messenger RNA, 2484 nt
Organism: Selaginella moellendorffii
Lineage: Eukaryota; Viridiplantae; Streptophyta; Lycopodiopsida; Selaginellales; Selaginellaceae
Product: DEAD-box ATP-dependent RNA helicase 37
Exons: 6
Coding region: 220-2280 (686 amino acids)
Cellular component (GO): nucleus
Molecular function (GO): RNA binding; RNA helicase activity; ATP binding
Source: RefSeq, a predicted model, not a curated record